AAUAACAUCUUCUUCUGCUUACUUUUCUAAUCCUCGCAACGAUCCUAUCUUCGGAUUCCCAUCCGCCUCUCUCUCUUUUUUCUCACUCCAUUUUGAAAAAAGAAAAUUAAAAAAAGCAUAAUGGGCAGCAUUGAAACAGAGAGAGCUACUGUUGGAUGGGCUGCAAGAGACCCAUCUGGGAUUCUUUCUCCUUAUACCUAUACUCUUAGAAACACAGGCCCAGAAGAUGUUUUGAUAAAGGUUCUCUGUUGUGGAGUCUGUCACACUGAUAUUCAUCAGAUCAAAAAUGAUCUUGGCAUGUCACGCUACCCUAUGGUCCCUGGGCAUGAAGUGGUUGGUGAGGUGGUGGACGUAGGAUCAGAAGUGACGAAAUUUACAGUAGGAGAUGUAGUUGGAGUUGGAGUAAUUGUUGGAUGCUGCAGGAAUUGCCAUCCAUGUAAAUCAGAUAUUGAGCAGUAUUGCAACAAGAAAAUCUGGUCUUACAAUGAUGUUUACACAGAUGGAAAACCUACUCAAGGCGGCUUUGCCCAAUCCAUGAUUGUAGAUCAAAAAUUUAUUGUGAAAGUACCAGAAGGGAUGUCAUCAGAACAAGCGGCACCAUUAUUGUGUGCUGGGGUCACAGUUUAUAGCCCACUUAGCCACUUUGGGUUGAAGCAGAGUGGGUUAAGGGGAGGGAUAUUAGGACUUGGAGGAGUAGGGCAUAUGGGGGUGAAAAUAGCAAAGGCAAUGGGACAUCAUGUUACUGUGAUAAGUUCUUCAGAUAAGAAGAGAGUGGAGGCAUUGGAGCAUCUUGGUGCUGAUGAGUAUUUAGUUAGUUCAGACACAACUAAGAUGCAAGAAGCUGCUGAUUCUCUUGAUUAUAUAAUUGACACUGUGCCUGUUGGUCAUCCUCUUGAGCCUUAUCUUUCUUUGUUGAAACUUGAUGGGAAGCUGAUUUUGAUGGGUGUUAUUAAUACCCCAUUACAGUUUGUCAGUCCUAUGGUUAUGCUUGGGAGAAAGAUGAUUACAGGAAGUUUCAUAGGAAGCAUGAAAGAAACAGAGGAGAUGCUUGAUUUCUGCAGGGAAAAGGGAGUAACAUCAAUGAUUGAAGUUGUCAAAAUGGAUUACAUCAACAAAGCUUUGGAAAGGCUCGAGAACAACGACGUCAGAUAUAGGUUUGUGGUGGACGUUGCAGGCAGCAAGCUUGAGGAAUGAAGCAAAUAAAUAAACCAAAAUCUUAAAGCUCAAAACUAUAAUGUGCUCUGUUUUGUGGUCUCUGUUUUGUUCGUAAUAAAACAAGGUGAAGUGAUGUUUUGGUUUCCAGUUGAAUGCAUUGUGGCUGUGGUGAUCUGUGUGGUAUUCUUGUCUCCUGACAAUGAAAGAUACCAAACUUUUUGUAAUUGAAGGGAAAGGGUAUUUAAAUUAUUGAAAAACAUGUAUCAAUGUGACUAUGAGAGGAUAGACCUGGCCACUAAUCGGUCUCAGUUUCAAUGUUGAGUUAGAGAUGAUCAUGGAGCAGAUUUUGCAA
Jatropha curcas is the source of this 1507-nucleotide messenger RNA. RefSeq names its product putative cinnamyl alcohol dehydrogenase 1. Gene Ontology annotation, molecular function: oxidoreductase activity, acting on the CH-OH group of donors, NAD or NADP as acceptor; zinc ion binding. The record is from RefSeq and is a predicted model, not a curated record. Lineage: Eukaryota; Viridiplantae; Streptophyta; Magnoliopsida; Malpighiales; Euphorbiaceae.